UGAGGUGAGCAUGUGCAUUGAGAGAGUGGCCAUAUUCCUCCCUCACUUUUAGGAAAAAAGAAGACCUGAGUUUACACAGAAAGAAAAGAGGACAGUCUUUCAUCCAUCAGGAGGAGAUGCAGUUUCUCUGCAUCACAUGCUCAUCCUGUAUGAUGCUCUUGAUUUAAACAGACAUUUGGGGUGUUUGUGGCUGUUUCUCUUUUCCUCAUUCGGAACUUAUCUGUUUUGAAAAUAGGAAGAAUGAAAAGGCGAGUGGAAAGGAGGACAUGGGGCUGAAAUGGACAAUGUCUGUGUGUGAGGCAGCAAUGGCAGAACUCUCGAACCCCUUGACGAGCUGCACCAGCUCUCAACAAAUGCUCCAGUUUGGAUAACACACCAGAACGCCAAAGCGCUCACACACACACACAAACACACACACACAGGGAGAGGACCCCUUACAAAACGCAAAGGGUCCUCCGAAACAGAGUGUCUUCUACAUUUAACUGGAUUAAUCGCAAGAUCACAUCUACUGAACGACCCCGGAGUAUUAAUAAGUACUUCAAAUACUGUUAAACCUCUCAAAAAGAGAAGAAACGAAAGAUCGAUAAGAUUGGAACGUGGUUGAAGACAAUGAGUGUGGGUCGGAUCGGUCGUUACAGUGUCGUGUCAACAGAGGAGGAUGGUCUGCGUCUAACGACCAUGCAUGGUGGAGGGAUGAAUGGAUACGGCAAUGGCAAAAUCCACACUCGUCGAAAAUGUCGCAACCGUUUUGUGAAAAAGAAUGGGCAGUGCAAUGUACAGUUCACCAACAUGGACGAGAAGUCCCAGCGCUACCUGGCGGACAUGUUUACCACCUGCGUGGACAUCCGUUGGCGCUACAUGCUAAUUGUUUUCACGCUUGUCUUUGUAAUUUCCUGGUUGGCAUUUGGAUUGGCGUUUUGGGUUAUCGCGCUUCUUCACGGUGACCUGGACAACCCGGCAGGUGAUGAUAACUUUACCCCGUGUGUCUUGCAGGUGAACGGUUUCAUCGCUGCAUUCCUGUUCUCCAUUGAGACGCAAACGACUAUUGGUUACGGUUUCCGCUGCGUCACGGAGGAGUGUCCUCUCGCGGUGUUUCUCGUGGUCUUCCAGUCUAUCGUGGGCAGCAUUAUCGACUGCUUCAUGAUCGGCGCCAUCAUGGCCAAAAUGGCCCGGCCCAAGAAGCGAGCACAAACUCUACUGUUCUCAAAUAACGCAGUCAUCGCCAUGCGUGAUGGAAGACUGUGCUUAAUGUGGCGGGUAGGGAACCUACGAAAGAGUCACAUUGUAGAGGCACACGUUCGGGCACAGCUCAUCAAACCGCGCGUCACGGCUGAAGGCGAGUACAUUCCGCUUGACCAACUGGACAUAAACGUUGGUUUCGAUAAAGGACUCGACCGCAUCUUCCUUGUCUCGCCAAUCACCAUCCUUCAUCAAAUCGACCAGGAGAGCCCUCUGUUCGGCAUCAGUAAGCAGGACCUUGAAACGGCCGAUUUUGAGAUCGUAGUGAUCUUGGAGGGCAUGGUGGAAGCAACGGCCAUGACGGCACAGGCUCGAAGCUCGUAUCUGGCCAGCGAGAUCCUCUGGGGGCAUCGAUUUGAGUCUGUGCUGUUUGAGGAGAAGAACCAAUACAAAGUCGACUACUCACACUUCCACAAGACGUACGAGGUGCCGUCCACUCCUCGCUGUAGUGCCAAGGACAUGAUGGAAAACAAGUACCUCGUCGUGCCCAGCGCCAACUCAUUCUGCUACGAGAACGAGCUGGCGAUACUGAGCCACGAAGAGGAAGAGGAUGAAAGUCCAGAGAGGAUCAAGCCGGAGCGAGCGAUGAGCCUCAGCCCUGAGAGAACGCCGCGACAUGACUUCGAACGGCUGCAGACUCCUCGUUGCACAGAGCAAAUGUCAUACCGUCGUGAAUCUGAGAUAUGAACCUGUGCUAUGACCUUUUUGAUACUUUGUCAAAUUUUGUGUUUCGUUCCUGGAGAUACUGGAGUUUCAAAAAUGCAGAACAAUGCAAAGUGCCAUACGGAGAGAGUGAGCGUGUGAAUGAGCGAAAACUAAUGAAUGUUUGAAAGCUGGAGAAAUAUGUAGAGGAGCUGAGAACGUUUGUAGACCAGGCCAGAGGGAAUCUUUAUCCUGCACGGAAAACUUGAAUCUCUUCCUUUUUUCAUGAAAAUAGUUUAGCUGUUAAAAUAUUGAUUCUUAAAGGAAUAUUCCGGGUUCAAGUUAAGUUCAAUCAACAGCACUUGUGGCAUAAUGUUGAUUAACACAAAAAUGUAUUUUGACUGCUUUUCUUUAAAAAAAAAAAAAAAAGAAAAAAUCUGGGUUUCAGAUUUACUUACAAUGGAAGUGAAUGGGGCCAAUCCGUAAAUGUUAAAAUACUUUUUCAAAAGUUUAGCCACAACUUACGUAAACAAUAUGCAUGUUAGCAUGAUUUUAAUGUGAUAAAAUCACCUACUAACUUUUCUGUGUAAAGUUAUAGCCAAUUUUCGUUGCCAUGACAACAUAACAGCGUAAACCUUUAAACGACCAUUAAAAAAAACAAAUCAAAUAAUACAUGAGUUUUAAAGGUGCUGUAAGUGGGGUUUUUUUAAUGGAAAGUUAUGCAAAAAGAAAUUCCUACUCCCUGAAAGAUAUUAAUGAAAUAAUUGUCGUAAGAUAUCUCACCAGUUGCUACGAAAGAUCUAGAAACUGUAAAUAGCAAACAAAAAUGUGUCCGCGGGCUGCGGACAAUGCUGCUUUUGACCUGUCAGUGAUUUUGCGUGUUCUCAUAGUAUUGUAGUUUCAGUGAAUUUUUGAGGCUUACUGCCAUUUUUAAGUCAUGUUUCUCAUAACAGUUGUCAGUUGAGGGCGCUAUUUUUCUGCUUUUUUUUUUGACAACUGUUUCUGCAUGAUGUCGGUCUCAAUUAAGCUCAUUUGGUAUCUUUGGACUAGUGUGGGGUUUUGGAAAGAGGGGCGUGGCUGUUUCAACGGCUCAGUCUCGUGGAAGUAGAGCGGCUUGUAAGUGUAAGUGUUUAUAUUAGAUUAUAAGCUUCACAUUUCUGCCUUUAAACCUCCAAAAAUUGUCCCUAUUCACUUCCAUUGUAAGUGCCUCACUGUAACAUCCAUUUUUGAGGGACUGGACUAAAGUGUUUUUGUGUUAAUCAACAUUAUGCCACAAAUGCUUUCGAUUGAGCUUAACUUGUAUUGAACUCGGAAAAUCCUUAAAAGGAAUAGUUCGCUCAGAAAUAAAACUUUGUCAUUUUUUACUCUUACAAAUUUUUAUCGCCCCAUUGGGAGCUUGACAGACAUGGUUACCAUACACUAUCAUUGGAAAAGAGCAGUAUGAAGAUUAAAAAGAAAUUAUUUUGUGUUCCAUGGAAAAAUUGCAGAAUAUGGGUUUGGAACAACAUGAGGGUGAGUAAAUAAUGGCAGAAUUUUCCUUUUUCGGUGAACUAUUUCUUGAAUGUGUAAAUAUUUCUGCAUAAAUACGAUUUUGCGUGCGGUAUUACUUUCUUGCGAGAGACAAAAGCAUUACCUUUAGAAAGAAAAGGAAAAAUAAAUUAGUAUUUUUAUUUUUGCAUUCAAUCCACGCACAAAUGACAAGCAAUGCCGGGGCAAACUGUCCCUUGAGUUCCACAUACACACUCAUGCACACACACAGAUCAGUGAGACAUGAUAAAUUCCCAUUUAAAACUGCACUAUUUAGACAGACCAAGUGAACAAUGUGAGCACCUGAGUGUGAAUGAGUGUGUGUGUGUUUGUGUGUUUUGCAGCUGAGCACGGCCUCAUAUCAGACACACAAGGAGGAGGUUAAAUUACAAACACUCCUAAACCUGCAACAACAUGCUCAUGCAUAUGUGUUAUAUAGAUAUAUUGAUAUCAAAAUAUAGGUAUAUAUUUAGUUAGAUAAUGUAGAUUUUAUUAGUUUGCACCAUGUAAUGACAGACCUUUGGAGAUCUCAAUAAGAUCAUCAUUGAUCUCAUUUUAAAAUGAUGCAUUUUAUAUAUAAAAUGAUAUUAUUUUAUACAUAAAAUAAUCAAAAAAUAUUAUUUGAACUCUUUUAGCUUUUGUCCCAGAGACUGGUGUCACAUAGGAAUGUACCGGAUUCAAUAUUAUGUAGGCUACGCUCUGUGUAGCAUCUGUGAAAUGCUGCUGAUUAACUUUGACUUGUAGGCUGACCUUCAGUUUAUGAAAUAAUAAAAACUGUGUUUACAUUUAAGCACUUACAAUAGAGGUAUAUGAAGCAAGACAUUGUUAAAAUAUGUUAAUGUUCCAAAACACACUGGCUCUGUUCCAAAACCUAAUGAGCUGCCUACAUACUAUGUGUGUGUCACUUGUCUGUCUAUUGUCUGUAUGACAGUAUGAAUGGAAGAAGGGCACAUUCAUGAAGCAAUAAUGAAAAGAUCAAAGCAAUACGUGAUGUAUGAUUAACUAUUUAUCAGGAGAAAAACAUUUCAAUUUUACCAGUUUGAAGUAAAGCAAUGUAUUCCCUGAGAAAGCACAGAGUUGUACUGUACAAUUAUUUGUAUAAACUUAUUAUAGGUCAAACUCUUAUGUUUCACUAUUAUUCCAAAGCCUUUUCUAUGAGAUUAUUCAACACCUGUGAGCACAUUCACUUCUUACCCAUUAUAAAGAGCAGUGGUGUGCUAAACGAGAUGCACUCAGUGAAAACUUUAUGUAUUUUUGGAUAUAAUGAUGGAUGAUUAUAAUUAUAACAAUGCUCAACGAUAAAAGUGGAAGACUGAAAAAUCACAUGUUGUGUUGAUUUGUACUAUUUAAAUGAGAAUAAAUGCAGAAAAUAAAAAACUUUAUCAUUGCAAUAAUAUCUAAGUCUUAUAUUGACAAUAGAAUCA
Molecule: messenger RNA, 4832 nt
Organism: Myxocyprinus asiaticus (Chinese sucker)
Lineage: Eukaryota; Metazoa; Chordata; Actinopteri; Cypriniformes; Catostomidae
Product: ATP-sensitive inward rectifier potassium channel 12-like
Exons: 2
Coding region: 610-1926 (438 amino acids)
Biological process (GO): regulation of monoatomic ion transmembrane transport; potassium ion import across plasma membrane
Cellular component (GO): plasma membrane
Molecular function (GO): inward rectifier potassium channel activity
Source: RefSeq, a predicted model, not a curated record